Molecule: messenger RNA, 2706 nt
Organism: Gavialis gangeticus (Gharial)
Lineage: Eukaryota; Metazoa; Chordata; Crocodylia; Gavialidae
Gene: AKR1A1
Product: aldo-keto reductase family 1 member A1
Exons: 10
Coding region: 56-1039 (327 amino acids)
Biological process (GO): aldehyde catabolic process
Cellular component (GO): cytosol
Molecular function (GO): aldose reductase (NADPH) activity
Source: RefSeq, a predicted model, not a curated record
UGGAGCAAGAGCUCCCCAGUCCCACGGAGGCACUGCAGUGUUUGGGAAGGUAAAAAUGUCUCCUGGAAAAGACUACGUUGUUCUGCACACUGGGCAGAAAUUGCCCCUUAUAGGACUGGGCACCUGGAAGAGUGAGUCUGGCCAGGUGAAGGAGGCAGUGAAGUAUGCGCUCAGCGUAGGUUAUCGCCACAUUGACUGUGCUGCAGCGUACAGCAAUGAAGCUGAGAUAGGUGACGCCUUCCAGGAGAGCGUCGGGCAUGAUAAGCUCGUUAAAAGGGAUGAGCUAUUUGUGACAUCAAAGCUAUGGAAUACAAAGCAUCACCCAGAGGACGUGGAGCCAGCUCUAAAGAAAUCGCUGAAAGAUUUGCAGCUGGAUUACCUGGACCUGUACCUCAUUCACUGGCCACAUGCCUUCGAGCGAGGGGAUAAUCUCUUCCCCAAGAACCCUGAUGGCAUGAUGCGUUUUGAUUAUGUUGACUACAAGGACACGUGGAAGGUAAUGGAGAAGCUGGUAGAGAAAGGCCUUGUGAAGGCUAUCGGGCUGUCCAAUUUCAACAGCCGUCAGAUCGAUGACAUCCUCAGCACAGCCACAAUCAAGCCCGCUGUGCUACAGGUGGAGUGUCAUCCCUACCUAGCCCAGAACGAGCUGAUAGCUCACUGUCAUAAAAAGGGGCUGGUCGUCACUGCAUACAGCCCUCUUGGCUCCCCUGAUCGAAUGUGGAAGCACCCUGACGAGCCUGUGCUUCUGGAAGAACCCGGGAUCAAGGCAUUGGCAGAAAAAUAUGGCAAAUCACCAGCUCAGAUCAUCCUCAGGUGGCAAGCCCAGCGUAAUGUGGUUACCAUUCCCAAGAGCGUCACCCCUGCCCGCAUUCUGCAGAAUCGCCAGGUGUUUGACUUCAGCCUCACCGACGAAGAGAUGAGCUCCAUCAGUAACCUGAAUAAAAACUGGCGUUAUAUUGUGCCGAUGAUUACGGUGGAUGGAAAACUUGUAGCACGAGAUGCUGGACACCCCCAUUACCCGUUCAAUGAUCCCUAUUAACUACAGUAAUGAGAUGUUAGAGCAGACUCCUUGCACUGCUCUACAAGCUAGCUGUUGUCAUAGUUUAUCAUGAAAUCUUUGCAAAUAAAAUCUUUUGAAUAUCUGGCUUGUGUUGGCCUGCAGGGUAGUGCACUGCGUAUAAUCUGCCCUCUUCCUGCAGGUAUUGCAGUGGCCUUGUCAGAGCAGCUGGAGGGGCAUAUCAUGACUCCUAGUUGAUUCCUGUAUUGUAAUGUGAAAUAUUCACAGGAUGGGGAGGGUAAAUCAGACUCUAAAGCUGAAAUUCAGGAUAAUACGCUUGUGUAAAGCAGUUGUCAAGGCUUUAGCUAUUAUGCUAGAAUUUGUAGGUGGGCAUGGAGCAAUAGUAAUAAAAAAAGUAACUAACUGCUUAAUCCUGAAUUUCAGUCAUUUCCUAAAUGAAAAGCAAAACUUCACAGGUGGCUGUUGCGUUCAUGUGUGAAAGCAUUGAUUAAAACCCACAUUUAAUUCUGUUCUUCCUUUUGGACUCUUUGUGGGAGAUGUAGAAAUAUACUUCUUUUUUCCAGUUGCUUUUGCCUGUCUGUUGCUACAGAAAAUAAAUGCACAGCUGGGAACAAUCUUCUGCUCAUUUCCUGCUCCUUGGUAGUUGGAGAGUUUCAAAUCUGGCCAAGCUCUGACAGCAUAGUCUGCUCAGUUGAGCACAGGACUUGAAAAUAAAGGGUUACUACAUACAAGUACAUACCAGCUCUGCUACUGCUUGUAUGGCCUUGGGGAUGUCAUUUAAUGUCCUGAUUAUCGCUUCCCCACUGCAGUGUAGAAUUAAUAUUGACUUGCCUUGGAAGCACAGCAGAUUUAAUAGCCUUUUUUUCCCUUUGCUCAGCAAACUUCAAGGGAUUCCUUAAGUUUUGAGGUCUCUUUUCAGAUAGUCCAUAGGCAAUUCUUGUGUUUUGUUGCAAUGAGAAGGAAACCACUCUAACUGGUAGUAGGUGAGAAGUAAUACUAUUUAUAUUUCCACAGCAGCUGGUAAGUACAACCGAAAGUAAAGAGAGAAUUCACAUACUCAACAAAUAACUUUAGAAAAAGGGUCAGAAAAUAAUGUUGGGGUUAAUUAUCAUGGCUUUGGUACAACUGAACCUGUUUUGCUUUAAGACAAGCAAAAGAUCAUCUUGUCUUACCUUCAGCAUAGCACAAGAUCUCAGUGUUCCCUGCACAGACCACCUUGGUUGGUGGCUGAGCUACAACUUUGAGAGAUGUUCAAAUGAAGAUUUUUUUUGUGCCUUCUAAAUGAUCUCCAUUGCUUAGUAAAUCUUCAUAAUACAGUUUACAUUUAAACUUGUGCUAAUGUAGCAACACGUCAUAACUGAACUGCUUUUGUUUAAGAAACGAGGUCUUUUCUUUAGGGGAAAAAAACUCUGUUCUGUUUUUUUUUCUUUGACAGCUGACACGUUUGUUCUAAUUAUUGUCCAGUGUUAAUCAAACCUGGGUAACUGAGGUCUGAAUAUUUGUCUUGCUGCUGAUCAGUAGUGUACUAAUCUCUGCUAUAGGUUGCUUUCCUUUACAGACACUAUGCAAGAGAGAUGGCACUCUGUAAGCUCUUGGAGCACUAGCUGCUCCUUUGAAGGAAGAUUUUGCCUGUUUAUUACAUUUUCUCUGCUAAUUGCAUGUGCUUUCAAUAAAGAAGGUGAUCAGCA